UGAGCGCGUAUCAGCUGAGCGCGUGAACGCCGCUUUGGUCGCGCGCGCUCCCGAGAGGGUGGAGGUUUGGAAUCUGGAGAGGCGCGGCUGUCACAACAAGCAGGAAGUAAACCCCCCGACAGCAGCAGAGUUCUCGAGUGUCCUCCCUCAGCAGGCGAACUUCCCCGUGACCGAUAAUGUCGAGCAGCGGCCUCCUCCGACGCAUCCCCAGGACUCCUCGGCCCUCAACACCGGUGCUGGUGUGUUCAAAGUUGGCAGUUUGCGUCUUCCCCGUGGCUCAGAUCGCCAUCGGUGCGGUCCAUCUGGAGGACUGUCCCCUGCAGCGCUACAUCCCCAUCUACCUGAUAGUGGUGGGAGUCUUUGGGCUGGCGCUGGCGGUGCUCUCCUGCCUGCCGUGCACCAAAAGCCCCGAAGACGACCCCGAAGGCGGGGCCCCGUCCACCCCGCUGAGUCUCGUCUGCGCCGCCUGGAACUCGUUGACGUCUCUAUUCCUCUUCUGCUGGUUUAUAGCCGGUAAUGUGUGGAUCUACUCCAUUUACGAGCCCAACUACAUCAAGAACUCAACAAGUGCUGAACCCUACUGCGACAAGACCCUCUACCUGUUUGCCUUCUGGACCACCACCUUGCUCUACAUCUUCCUGGGUCUCUUCCUGGUUUGCGGCUUCUGCGUCCUCUUCUGCUUUUGCCUGUGCGGUCGAGCCGACCCAGACGACGACGUUCCGGGACCAGCAAACCGGCGAGGCGGCGUCUGACGAGGCGGUCGCCAGACCCGAACUGCCUCGCGUCGAUGCCCACCGGAUUCCAAGAUGCUGUAGAUUUGUCACUUCGGAAGAUGUCCAAGAGAUACCCGAGAUGUAUUGUUUACACGUUGAAGAGUUUGACUUGCACUUGAUACAGAGUCCGAGAUAAAAUGAUAAAUAUAUUUUUUAUCUCUUUGAGAUCAUUUUGCGGAGUUUCUUUUUUGUUGAUAAUUUGUGUCAGAAGGCGCUUUAUAAAACAAUCUUUCCCAUCAUGCACUUUAAUAGAAGACGAUUUUGUGUCCAUAUUAGAUAACAUUUGAUGCCCAAGUAAUGGCAUGUUUAAAGGGGCAACAAUUAUGGUUUUAGGAUUCCUUUCUUCGUCUGUUAUGUAACAUUGAAUCACAACGCUAAACUUUCAGAUCAAAAAGGUACCGAUGAGACUCACUGCCAGAAUUGAUAUAAUGUAAAGAACCUCUGAGAGUGAGGAGUACUUUAAUAGAUUGUUACUUUAUGUAUUUUAUCUUGGACAUUUUAUUACGGCAGCCGGUGGUUUUCUGUUUGCGCUUUUAUUUUGAAGUAAAAACGAAAGUGCGCAGUGAUAAGCGGGCCGAAACCAAAAAGACGUUAAAAGGACGGAAGAAGGCAUUAAAACAUGGGGAAAAGUUACGGUUUUAUUAGUUUAUGGGCCCAAGGGUUAGUACCUGUUCAAGGUUAUUCUUUGUGAAAUAUUGUUUUAGAUUAUUACGUUUUUUUUGUGUAAGAUAUUAACAAGGUUUCAUAUUUAUUUUUCCUCUUAGAUGUUCAUUAACAGACUUAUGGACCAACAGUUUAAGACUCCGGACCAUUAUUCAGCCGGGGAGGCUACACAUAAGACGAUUAAAUACAUUAUGUUUAUUUACCAAGACAGGGAACUCCGUAAAUAUAAGAAAUACAUUUCUCCUGAUCAGGGAAUUCUGAUCUCAGAGCAUUUUAUAAAACCGUUCUGUUCAAUCACAAGACCACCUUUGUAUGUUGAAGAUCACCGACCCCCAGCCUGACCUUUCUGACGCAUGACAAAAGGAGUCCUGCCUCAUAUACUUGGCUGUUAUUCGCAGCUUGGCAUCGGCUCACAGAGAGGUGGAUAACCCAUCGGAUUAAUUGAUUACUGCUCCGAUGAUUGAACUGCCUUUAAAAAAAAAAACAUUACUACGGCUUUUUUGUUCUUCAUGGAUCGUCAGCUCAAUUUCGAGCUGGUUUCGUUAUUACAUUAAAUGUUUGUUACUUUCUA
Gasterosteus aculeatus aculeatus (three-spined stickleback) is the source of this 2007-nucleotide messenger RNA. Its product is annotated as transmembrane protein 272. The record is from RefSeq and is a predicted model, not a curated record. NCBI's taxonomy places the organism in Eukaryota, Metazoa, Chordata, Actinopteri, Perciformes, Gasterosteidae.